GCCAAAUAUUUCCCGCACAAACUCUCUGCUUCCUCUCUUGCUUUCCCCACCAUCCCCAUUUCAUCUCACUUAAAAACCCUAAGAAAAUCCAGAUAAUAUUUGAAGGAUUUAGCUUCAAUUAAGAAAUGUCUGGUGAAUCCGGCGAAAAAGCCGGCCCCGUCUCCGACACAGUGGACGGUGGAGAAGGUGAAGCCACUGAAGGGAACUCAGGUGGCGGUGGAACCACCAUGGCUGCGCAGAAGAAAAGGUUGAGGAGAGUGAGCUUCGCUGAGAUGACAUCAGUGCAUUUCUUUGACCGGGAUGAGGAGGAUAACGACACGCCUAAGGAGCAGCUGCAAUCGGCAGGGAAAGGUGGAAAUGGUGAUGUGGAGAAAGAAGAAAUCCUAGGGUUUCUUCAGAUGAUGGAUUCAAAGGGCGAAGACGAAGAAGGAGAAGCUAUUGAGAGUGAAGAAGAUGAUGAAGAGCAGGCUGCAAUGCAAAGGCCGUUUUUGAAACUGAUGGAAUCUCCUUCUUCAGGGAGUGGUUUUGGUUCUGCUACUUCAAAUGAUGAGGAUUUUUUUGGCCCUGUUUCUGCCAGUUUUAUAAGGCGUGGUUGUUUAUCGGACUCAGAAGCUUCUGAUGACAAUUGUGAUGUUACCAUGGACUCAACUGCUUUCUCCAUGCAUUUUCGUAGCAUCGCACGGUCAGAGUCUGGAGUUGAAUUGAAGACUCCUACUGGAUUACAUCUUUCAUUCGAGGAUAAACCAUCAACUCAAACCACUGUUGGAAAUACCAUGGAACUUACUGUCUCAAGAAAACUAUUAUCCACAACUUCCUCUCCUGCUGGUAAGAGAUCUGCUAAUAGCAAUACAAGUGACAUGAGCCUUGUUGGGGAGAGCCCUUCAAAGUAUGACUACGGCAAACUUUCUCCUGAGUUGGAUGCACUUUUAGCUGAAGGUACAAAAAUUAUGAUGUCUGAUUCUCGCAAUAGUGCAGCUUUAGACUCACCCAGAAACUUGGGUAAUGCAUCUUUUCCCCUAAGAGAGAAUUUGAGUGUUGCUUCAGAGGACCCCAACAACUCUGGUGAUAUGCCUUUUGCCCCUCAAGAAAAUUUGGUUGAUUUGGUAGAUCUUAUUGGCAACAACAAAAAAGCAGUUGAUUCUUUGCAAGGACAGCCAGGUGACGCCAAUGGUCAUGGAGAUAUUCCACAUGAAUCUCCAUCGGCUGAGUUCAUAUCCUCACCUUCCAGACAAAGAAAAAUACCUGCAAGUAGUGCAUUGCCUGUCAAUAUGUCUUUUCUGACCCCUCAACAAGGAGAUUCUUCUUUAUGCAAAGAAGUUGACUACUGUCGGAGUACAUCAUCAAUACAAAAAAGCAUUUCAAAGCUGAAUUUGCUUGAAGCUUCUCCUUUUUCAGCCUCUAUCGAUUCCAGAUUUAAGGAUCUAAAUAUUAAAUCACAAAUUUCAAAACCUUCUCCCUUUAAAAUCCAAUUGGAGAGAGAGAUGAAGAAUUUCCUGCCAAAACAUAUUGAUGCAUCUUUUAGAAGUGUUGAGAGCCAACUUUUGUUUGCUUCUGCAAAGAAAGGUGCACAAAUAAGUGAGGCCCCUGCUGACAACAGCAAUGUUCUGGAUGAAGUGGACAGGGAAAAUAUACGUCGGACUGAAGAAUCCAAUGCAGCUGGUGUCUCAUCCUCCCCAUUCAGUGGAAGAAAAGGAUCAAGUGGAACACUGGGACAGCUUGUAACUUCUCCAGAAUCACAAAAGAAAUUAACUGUUUACCGCGAACAUCAAAACUUGAACGAUUUAGUUCUACCUGAUCAAUUUGCCAAUCUCGAAAGUUCUGGUCUAAAGGAAAAUGGUUCUAGCGUAAACCUUUCUACUGAACCUUUAGACAGAUUGGAGUCAUUUCCUGUGAGGACAAGACUGCAUUUUGGGUCACCUGUUGUUAAUCUAAAGGAUAACAGAGACAUGAGUACUUUUGAUAACCAAAAUGUUUCGCAAUUGAUAGAAAACCAUGAAACUCACAUGAGAGAGAACAUUUCACAGCUUACAAAUAGCGGGGACUUGGACGCAAGUCUGCAUCCUUGCAUUGUUCUUCCUGAGUCUACAAGCAACCUUCUUCGGGAAGAACCUCAAUCUGCCCCUUCUGGUGGUGCAGUACCUUUUACAGAGAGUAUUAAGGAACUAACGUUUCCUCAGAAAGCAGUGGAGACAUUCCCAAGUGCAUCAAAGAAAGAGUUCCCUUUAACUGGCAAGAAACAUAUGGAUCCGCAUCACGUAGUAGAUUAUUCUGCUCCAACUUUCAAUGCAUUGAAAUCUCCUCGGAAAAGAAGUGAGAUACUUGACUUUGAUGACAGUGAACAUCAUAGUGUUGUUUCUGUCCAGCAGAGGAGUCCCAAGCUUCGGAAAGUUGUUGUACUGGAUAGCCAAAUGCUUGGAGGCUUUAAUGAAGAUUGCAGAGAAACAAACAUGAUAGCUCUGGGGUCAAAGAAAUGGACAGAUAUAUAUUUUAAAUUUUCAGAAGAUGGGGAAAGAUUGCCUCCGUCUUCUGUUGAUAGGCUUAAACUCUCACUGAUUGAUUCAUUUGAAGAUGUGUUGCAUAACUUGAAGAAGGCAAAAACAUAUGGGAUGUUGUGCAGUGAAAUUUUUCAUCAGAAAACAUCAAUCUCAAAUGACCUCCGAUCUGAAAGAGUAGGUGAAAUAAGGUUGCUGUUGCAUCAAUUCAUUCAUGAAAAGUCAAAGUUACAACUGAUCUUCUCUAAGAAGAAAUUGUUAUUGGAAAAGUUACAACAAAUAAGCUCUGGAGUUCAGGACAUGCAAAUGUUGAAGAUGAAUAUCUUGCCUAAGUUUGUCGGAGCUAGUCCAGCUGGUGCCCGUGGCCUUUUGAAUUUCAUCAGCAUGAUGAAGCAUAGUGCUGAGGAUACGAAUGAAAAGGUUGCAGCACUGAAGCAAAGCUUAGAAUCAUUGAACAAGAAGAAAGCCAACCUUGUUAAGGCACUUCGUAGUUAUUGCAAACUUAAGGAAGAACAAAGUCAUUCUGACUGUGUUCUGUUAGCUAAUGAUAAUUUGAUGAAGAAAUCAUGUCACAGGUUUAUUCGUCUGGGCAUGCAGAUAUGGGGUAUUGAAAAAGUGAGGAACAACAAUGACAAUCACGAAAUUUUUGUCAACUACCUCGGAUUCGUCAUUCAAAGUUUCAAGUUUGCUGGUUGCCCUGCAUCAAGCUUUGUCAUCAGCAAUAAAAUGGAUGAUGUGAACAUCAUCAAGAGCUUCCCGAAUAUGGACGCUUGCGAAGCAUUUUCAUCUGUUCUAAAUGCUGAAACCACUCAGAAGUAUUUGGGUUCACAAAGUCUUGCAAGGGAAACACAAGCUGAAUAUGUAAUGCUGCCUCCGUUCUGCACUUUUGUAGGUCGCAAGUUCAUUUCUCGGCAAUUUGGUAGAUGUGGUUCGAGAACUUCAGUUGGCUCAGAUUGAGCUCCGUAAUUUGACUCGGGCAAACUUCCAUUGCCCUAAAGUUGGGCAGCUGAAUUUGUAUCUUAGCUUCUUUUCUUUCAGGCAUGGAAAGAAAGUGUUGUUGAUUUUUGACAUGGCAUGUCUAAAUCGAGGAAUAUAUCCAUUCGAGAUGUUACCAUCCCAGGUAACAGUUUCUUCUGCGGGAAAUACUGUAUUGGCUGAACCUAUCAUACAUGAAAUACAACAUGCUGUCAAGAGUCUUAGGGCUGGGUACCUGAGGAUAUUACGGUUAUGUAGAUGCAUUUCCCUUGCCGUUCAAACUCAGAAGUGAAUAGAUCAUUCAUUUUUAGGCUCUAGGAGGAUGCAAUGUAUUGACAGUGUCAGCUUUUGGUCGGAGCAUUUUGUAAAUUGUGUUAGUUCUGGUUUGUAUGUGGAAAUAUGGUGGAAUUGAGUUUGAUUUCUUAGUGAAAUCUUCACUCUAAGCCCCUCUCUGGUGUUUGUUUAAACUGUUUUAAGUUCAGACUUCAAGCAAUUUGUAAAAUUGCACCCUUGUUUUUAUGAAAGAAGACUAAAUUGUAUAAAUGGUCCCCUACAUUUAUUCAAAUUUAAAUAUUGGUCUCCUACGUUAACAUGUAUAUGGAUUGAGCCUU
Molecule: messenger RNA, 4078 nt
Organism: Oldenlandia corymbosa var. corymbosa
Lineage: Eukaryota; Viridiplantae; Streptophyta; Magnoliopsida; Gentianales; Rubiaceae
Source: the annotation of a GenBank genome assembly